UCGAACUCCUCUGCCUCCUCUCGGCUUGCUCUGUUUCGGUGGAAGGAGGAAUGAAGGAGAUAGUGGUCGGAUCCGAUGUGGGGCGGAGGGGGACGCCGUCGCCUCCACCGCCGCCUCCGCAGGCGUUGCUGGAGAGGCUCAAGGACUACGGCCAAGAGGACGCCUUCGCCUUCUGGGACGAGCUCUCGCCGGAGGAGCGCAACCUCCUCGUGAAGGACAUCGAGAGCUUAGAUCUUCCUAGAAUCGAUCGGAUCAUUCGAUGUUCACUUGGAUCUCAAGGCCUGCCGUUGCCUGCUGUUGAGCCCGUACCGGAGGCUAGUGUUUCAACUGUGGAAGCAAGAAGCCUUGAGGAAAGAGAGAGGUGGUGGAAGAGGGGAUUGAAGGCUAUUUCAGAAGGAAAGUUAGCUGUGGUACUUCUUUCCGGCGGACAGGGCACUCGUCUUGGAAGUUCAGACCCGAAGGGAUGUUUCAAUAUUGGACUUCCAUCUGGAAAAUCACUCUUUCAACUUCAGGCUGAAAGAAUUUUGUGCAUCCAAAAACUUGCAUCUCAGUCAAACGACACUGGUUUUAUGCCGAUCCACUGGUACAUAAUGACUAGUCCAUUUACUGAUGAAGCCACCCGCAAAUUCUUCGAAAGUCAUAAAUAUUUUGGCUUAGAAUCUGAUCAAGUGACAUUUUUCCAACAAGGUACACUUCCCUGUGUUUCUGGGGAUGGCAGAUUCAUCAUGGAGACUCCGUAUAAGGUUUCAAGGGCUCCUGAUGGAAAUGGAGGAUUAUAUUCUGCUCUUAAAUCUUCAAAAUUACUGGAAGAUAUGGCAAUGAGAGGUGUGAAAUAUGUAGAUUGUUAUGGAGUUGAUAAUGUGCUGGUCCGUGUUGCUGACCCAGCAUUCUUGGGAUAUUUUAUUGACAAAGGUGUGGCUGCAGCAGCAAAAGUUGUACGGAAGGCCUACCCACAGGAAAAGGUUGGAAUCUUUGUCCAGAGAGGCAGAGGUGGGCCUUUUGCAGUGGUUGAAUACAGCGAGAUGGAUGCAUCAAUGACGACUGAGAUCAAUCAGACCACUGGGCGGCUUCGCUAUUGUUGGAGUAAUGUAUGCCUACAUAUGUUCACCCUGGAUUUCCUGAAUCAAGUAGCAAAUGGCCUUGAAAAAGACAGCAUUUACCACCUGGCUGAGAAGAAAAUCCCUUCAAUCCAUGGAUUAACUAUUGGAUUUAAGCUGGAGCAGUUCAUUUUUGAUGCAUUUGCAUAUGCUCCAUCAAUGGCACUUUUUGAGGUCCCGAGGGAGGAGGAAUUUGCACCCGUCAAGAAUGCCAAUGGAGCAAGUUAUGAUACUCCCGACAGUGCUCGACUGAUGCUUCUUCGCCUCCACAGUCGUUGGGUAGUUGCAGCUGGUGGCUUUUUGACACAUUCAGUGCCUCUAUACCUAACUGGUGUGGAAAUCUCUCCACUUUGCUCCUACGCUGGGGAGAACCUCGAAGCUAUAUGCCGUGGAAGAACUUUCCACGCACCCAGUGAGAUCACGAUUUAGGAGGAUGAAUCCUUCAGAGGAUGAUAUGGAUCUGGCAUGUUUCCUACAUAUUAUUCGUGUUGUUGAUGAUGAUUAAACUAACAGGAUGAUCUUGGCCCUGAGUUUCAUUUCUGGCAAGUCUUGGAUUUGCAGCUGAUGCUCAUUAAAUUUUGUGUUUUCAGCGUCUGUUAUUUGUGCAAGACUUGUCUAUUUUAAAAUAUAUGGUGUAACAUCUGAGCUUGUAUGGUUGACAAA
Messenger RNA from Musa acuminata subsp. malaccensis (wild Malaysian banana), 1760 nucleotides. Its product is annotated as UDP-N-acetylglucosamine diphosphorylase 2. Gene Ontology annotation, molecular function: UDP-N-acetylglucosamine diphosphorylase activity. Lineage: Eukaryota; Viridiplantae; Streptophyta; Magnoliopsida; Zingiberales; Musaceae. The record is from RefSeq and is a predicted model, not a curated record. Gene Ontology annotation, biological process: UDP-N-acetylglucosamine biosynthetic process.